CCCCCACUAUCCCAUGUUUAUACAACAGAAUACCGGAUAAUCGCGUUUACCUGUGCCUAACGUGUCAACCGAACAAACUACAUCUGAUCGUCUAUUUAUUUAAAAAAUGGCGAGAUACUUUAAAGAAAAGGAUAUCGAUGAAUUCAGAGAGUGCUUCUACCUCUUUGCGAGAUCUGGUCACAUUAAAACGCAAGAAGAGUUGACAGUUAUCAUGCGGAGUCUGGGCCUAUCACCAACAAUAUUGGAAAUAUCUUCCUAUUUAAAACAAAAGGGUGGCAAGAUGACAUUCGCAGACUUCCUCGAAGUGAUGCACAUCCAUUCGCGGGUGGAAAAUCUCCCUAAAGAAGUGAUAGACGCUUUCAAAGCCGCGGACACGGACGGCAAGGGCGUAAUUUCCGCUAAACAACUGCGCCAUCUGUUACAAAACUGGGGCGAAUGCCUUUCCGCCAAGGAGAUAGAUCGCAUUUUCAGAGAGGCGAACGUUAACAACAACAGUAUGGUUAGAUACGAGGAUUUCGUUAAAAUCGCUUGUGCGCCAGUUCCUGACUAUUAUUAA
This is a messenger RNA of Acanthoscelides obtectus, 556 nucleotides long. NCBI's taxonomy places the organism in Eukaryota, Metazoa, Arthropoda, Insecta, Coleoptera, Chrysomelidae. The record is from the annotation of a GenBank genome assembly.